This is a messenger RNA of Monodelphis domestica (gray short-tailed opossum), 963 nucleotides long. It is a transcript of the gene RGS21, whose product is annotated as regulator of G protein signaling 21. The record is from RefSeq and is a predicted model, not a curated record. Lineage: Eukaryota; Metazoa; Chordata; Mammalia; Didelphimorphia; Didelphidae.
CACACACAUAAAAAGGGGAGUGGACAGACUGAGUGAAGUUUUUCUCCAGUUCAUGACUCCUUUGCUUACAUUAAAUUUUUAAAAAAUAUAGCCCACAAACAAAAAUUGAAUAUGGAAUGGAUUCCAUGGUGCUUGAAUAUUAAUCUUGAUCUGCAAGUUAAUGCUGUAAUGUGAAGCUUAUAUAGGUGAGAAGAAUAUAUGAUAGGACGUCACAAUAAAGAAAAGUUCCAGCUGGUAUACCUCACUCAACUAAAAGAACUAGAGAGUCUCUCAUCAAUUUUACCAACAAGGAAGCAAUCAAGAGUGUGACAAGCAAGAGAUUUUUUUUCUGCACUGCAUUUGUGUAUUUGCAUACUAAUUGUCAUGUUCCUGCUGUCACGUUACCUUCAGCCUGAAGAUCAGUCAAAAAGAAACAUUCAGCAUCAUCUGUGACAGUCAGACAGUGGAACGAAAAAUGCCAGUGAAAUGUUGUUUUCACAGGUCAACACCCACAAAUGCAAUGGCCUGGUCAGAGUCCAUGGACACCUUGCUAGCCAACCAAGCUGGUCUAGAUGCUUUUAGAACAUUUCUGAAGUCAGAAUUUAGUGAGGAGAAUGUUGAGUUCUGGCUGGCCUGUGAAGAUUACAAGAAAACUGAAUCUGCAGAAAAAAUUGCUUCUAAAGCCAUGAUGAUUUAUUCUGAAUUCAUCCAAGCUGAUGCUCCCAAAGAGAUUAACAUUGACUUCAGCACCAGAGACCUCAUCUCACGGAAUAUCUCACAACCAACUCUCAAAUGUUUUGAUGAAGCUCAGAGGUUAAUCUAUAGUCUCAUGGCCAAGGACUCUUUUCCUCGUUUUCUAAAAUCAGAGGCUUAUAAAAAACUGGUAAAUAGUCAACAGGAUGGAAAUCACAAAAGAUGGCUCCCUUUUUUGUGAAGAAGGUAAUGCUAAUAAUUAGAGUGUGCUAUUGAAUAAAAGUGCUAUUG